Messenger RNA from Naegleria lovaniensis, 465 nucleotides. RefSeq lists its product as uncharacterized. The transcript has a single exon. The record is from RefSeq and is a predicted model, not a curated record. Lineage: Eukaryota; Heterolobosea; Eutetramitea; Acrasida; Naegleriidae. Bases 1 to 465 code for a protein of 154 amino acids.
AUGAGUUCAUCAACAACUACCACCACCACAACGACACUCAUGACUCAACCACCCUCUUCUCCAACAACCAAGAACAAUGGAGGAACCAUGCCCGAUACCAUGACUCCAACUCUCUCGCCCAAGCUCUAUGGCUCACCACUUCCAUCCACAAAAGUGGUACCAUUCGCAACCAUCCACUCCUCCACUGAAAAGAUUGGGACUUCUUCUGAACUGUAUUUGCCAUCGUUACAACAACGGCCUUCACGAUAUGUUCAAUAUUUACAACAGAGCGUGAUCCGUUUCAUGUUUGCCUUGAUCACUCUGUUCACGAUCGCAUGUAUUUGUUUAGGACGAUUCACAAUGGCACAAGGCUUAUUAUUUGAAUUUGUUGUUUGUGUGGGCAUGUUAAUGAUGGAUCCAUAUGUCAUGAUGCAAAGACGAUGGAGAAGAGAAAUGAGUCAUCAAUUGCCAUCACCAAAACAGUAA